GAAACAGAUGUUUGGAUUAAUGAGGGUUCACCUGACUGGUGUUUUUGGCUUUUUACAAACAUGAUUUGGUAGUAGCACUAAUCUCUUACACGAUUACUUUGCACUCAAACCCUUGUCCUUCUUUGUGUGCAGACUUCCAAAUGUCUUAAACAAAAUUUGUAAUAAUCUUUUUAGCUGAUGUCUGCUGAGUGAUGAAUUAAGAGCUUCUUUUUACAAAAAAAAAAAAAAAUAGUCUGCACUUCCAAUAUUCUUAAAAGGUAGUCGUGGGUACAACAAAUUGGAUGACUGUCAUUGAAUUUAGUGAAAUCCUUCAUCAUGGGUAGACUGGGAUAAAGUCUUUGUUUGUACACCAUCUGCUUACCACUAGCUGUUGAUUCAGUGGGCAUGCAAUCCGAUGUUCAAAUAGGAGGCUGGUGUAGCACUUGAUGGGCUUUAGGGUUGCAGGUCUCCUGUGCUUUUUUCUCACUGUCCAUGAAUGACAUAGCAUUUUGUGCAUUUUGUCGCAUGUUUGUGAAUUCAUGUCAGUGUGGACAUAAAGUAAAGAAAGUCACAGUUGGAGAGGCCCACUGCCUGGAUGACUCGAGGCUACAUUCUGUGGAGGCUGUGUCAAAACCUGCAAUGUAAUAAAUGAAAUACCCGUAAUGUAAUAGGUGGGAAUUUGCCAACAUUUUAGGAACUGAAAGGGACCAUCAUAGCCAGGAUGUCUGCAGAAGGCAACGUUGGAUUGCACACUGUUGCCAGCAGGUGAACUGGUACAAUUAUCACAUGUGCUACACCAAUAACUGAUUGCAAUGCAAUGGACAUUUAUUUGUACAAGAACCAUUAGCAUGAUUGUGUUAUGUCAAUGUGCCAGUUAUACUGGACCUGUUUGUAAACUAUGUACAGUCUUGAUGGUGAUAGUAGCUGCUUAAUAUGAAUCCCCAUCAUUUUGAUGUUUAAUUUUAAUGCUACAAUUUCCUUUGAAAUGGAAAAAUAUAAACAUCCAUCUACACAUACUUGUACAUAAAAAUUAUACUGAAUGAUUUUUUUUUUUUUUUACAGAUGUCAUGAAAACAAAUUUUUGCAAUUCAAGCCCAGGAGCUCUGUAUAGAGUGCUAAAUACUUUGUUUUUCUUAUUUUAUACUUUAGUUUUUGAAAUUAGUUUGAAACUAUUUUAAAGUUUGCUUUUUGGUAAUGUAUUUAAAAAUUUGGUUUUUGAAAUGAGUUUGGAAUUAUUUUUAAAGUUUGCUUUUUGGUUAUGUAAAAUUUCAAGUUGAUAUUACAUUAUGGGGCCUAUUUAGUUACGUAUUGGAUACAUGUACAUAUUACAUUACGGGUUGAUUAUUACAUUGUGGGUCCAGGUGGUAAAGAUACUGUAACGGCAAGUUCAAGAGUUGAGGUUCAGUUUAUAAGUACAUCUAGAGCAUCAAUAGGAGGCCUCAAGUGGUACAAAUGUGGAUGGAAUAUUCAUUGCCAAGAGGAAGUGCAGAAGUUGUGGUUUAAUUGGAACUGAAAGUACAGGAAAACAAUACUUUAGAAAAUACCAGUCCAUGGCUAGUGUUAGCCAGUAUUUAGUUGUUAGUAUGGCCGGGAGUCUUGCAGAAUGGAGCGCAACAGGUGGGCAGAGCAAGCCAGCCAUGGCAUGCCUUCUUAAAGAACAUGAAGAACUGAGUCAGAAACCUCAGGAGCUUGGUGGGCACUUUGUCAGCAUUAAUAAGGUCUCAGAGUCCGAUGGACAUUUUUUUGAGAACUUCUCCGCAUUGACAGACCAGCAAGAGAGUUUCCACUUUAGGCAAAAUCCUGGCGGUUCAGAGGUUCCUGAGCAGACAGAAGAUGAUAUCCUUGCCAGUAAGAUUGAUCACCCCUGCAAGGAUGUCCCCAAGCUCAGCAAAAAGGAGAUUGUGGAUCUCUAUCGCAGUAUCUUGUCAGUCAUCCAGUUUCGCCUUUGUGCCUCUAACCAGUCCUUCCCUCCUGACCUGGAACUGUAUGGAUACAUGCACGAUAUGUUCAAGGUCUAUGUGUCUGUAAAUGAGCAUAACAGCAUGGUCUUAACCAUCAGCAAAGGAGCUCCCCCAGAUACUGUUCUAAUGGUUACAGUUCAAGAAGCUAAAGAUCUGAUUGGGAAAGAUGUCAGUGGUCUGAGUGAUCCCUUCUGUGUGAUGGGCAUACUAGCGUCCGGGGAAUCUAAGAAGCCAUUUGUCACUAAUUCAAGAGUACCACACGGUACAUGCUCUCCUCAUCUCCAUCACAAAGAGAAAGGUAGUCAUGGCAACCAAGAUCUCCAAUCAACAAGCAUCAUCAAGGAGCAGCUGAACCCAAAGUGGAAUGAGAACUUCCGGUUUGUUCUUGGUUGUGCUGUACAAACUGGCUGGUUUCACAUUGAUGUUUGGGACCAUGAUGAAGAAACUACAGUCAUGGAGGUGGUGAAGAAGUCUGGAGACAUUCAGAGUGUCAAAGGAGUGAAAAGAUUGCUGAAGGAGGUGAUUCAGUCAACCAGACUCGGUGGCAGUAACCCGGAUGACUUCCUGGGAUAUGUGAAUAUCAAACUGGAUGCUAUUCCAAGCUGGGGUUUGAGUGGUUGGUACCCGCUCAAGAGCAAGUCAAGUCGCUCCAAAGCAUCAAGUGGAGAAAUCUUCCUCAAGCUCAAAAUGUCUCUACAGCGAGCUGAUCAGUCGUACCAGGUGCUAAGCCCAACUGCUGUCCAUCGUAUCCUAUGGUUCCACAUUGUACACUAUGAGGUAGCCAGGCUGGAUCAGCUAGGAGCAUGGGAUGGUGAGCUACCAUCUAGGGCUAUGACCAUCCUACAGCAACACGCUGUGCAAUAUGAGAUCUCUGACUUGCAUCAGUCCCUCUGUCGCUGGCUGGCCUACAGUCAAGAGUGCACCAUGUGUGUCAUUGACUUCAAGUCAUUUUACACAUACGGAGAGACUCUUAAAAGAUCAUGGAAGCCGUUUGCAUUGUCUGCAGAUGAGGAGCAGUAUCUUCAGAAAUCUUUCCACAGUUUCAUCACCUAUGCAGUGGAUAUGCUGCACAGACAACAGGACAUGUUUCCACCAACAAACAAACUGGCACUCCGAAGGCUACAGUAUCUGCUUCUAUGUCUGUCUCAGAUCAAUGAGAUGGAGUUUGCUGAGCGGAACGUGUUGUUUCAACCUAACUGUCAGGCCGUCAUCCUGGCUGCAAUCAAGGAGGAUAUCCACAAUUGGUAUUCUAAGAAGCAGUCUGAGAUGGUAGAUGCCAAACCUGAGAUUGAGAGAGUCUCCUCACUGGCUGGUCUGACUAACACCAUCAAUGGCCAAUUCCAGCGACUGCUUCAAUUUGUCCACAACACCUACCAGACCGUCUUUGAAAUUCCCUACUUCACCAUUGUGUACAAGGAGAUGGAUCUGAGAUUGAUGGCUGAUGUGACUCGCUGCCUGACCAGCACCGUGUCUCAUCACACCCUGGAUGAUGUAGAAGGCGAGGAAUACAGUCAGAGGAGUACUGCUCUAUUUGAGCUCUACCUUGCUCUAAGGGACUUCGUUGGCUUCUCUGAAAACCUUACUGAGGGGGACCAGGCAGAUCUAGAGAUCAAAGGAUACCACAAGUUCUUCAAGAAAGCUGUGGAGAAGUGGUUGAAUGUAUCAAGGAAGAGAGCUGCAGAGAGGAUAAAAAAGGCUGUGGAAUUGGAUCAGGUUGCCUUGGUGGAUACGAUGGUCAAGCACAGCACAUCAGCAGUGGAUGUGGCAACAUGCUUUGCCCAGAUUCGUGAGUUUUGGCAGAGACUGGAUUGGCCAGACACCGUUGGGAGCUAUGUCUUUGUUGCAAAGGUUACCGAUGAUAUUUGCCAUGGUGCCGUCAGCUAUGCCAACAUUAUUCAUGACAAGCUGAGACAGAAUGGUUACUAUGACGAUGAAGGCCAAUUUGAUGUGACAGACCAGUUGUGUAUUGCCAUCAACAACAUCGAGCAAGUGCGUCGCUCCCUGGCCAUCAUGCCUGAGUCAUUGGGUUGGCAACGUAUCCAGGUUGCCAUGGAGAUGGAAUAUGGUGAGAUGGCAGGUCGCCAGUGUCAGGAUACAUUGCAGACCAUGAUGGCCAGUGCUGAUGAAGACAUGGUCAAUGUGAUUGAGCAUGUUGUCCAGCGAGUUGGAGAGAGGAUGCGACCAGACUUGAGGAGGUUCUUGAGGGCGUUGCUUGCUGCUCAUAUCCACUCUUGCAUUGAUGAUAACACUAGGCAAGGGCAAGAAACAUCAGCUAUGGAUGUCUCAAAGAAUCUCCAAUUCUUGCAGGCUAUAGAUCCACUGAUGGAGUACCUGGAUACCAACAUGAUCACCUUGCAUAACUGCCUCCUCAAGUCCAACUUUGACAGAAUACUGCAAGACAUUUGGAUUGUCUUGGUGGAUGAGUUAAGUAAGAUCAUCAGCAACAAGAACAAGGCUUUGCACGGGAAACCACUUCUGUUCUGUAGAUUAAAUGACACCCUUGAUAUCUUGAGUGACUUCUUCUAUGCUGACACGAAGGGUUUAGCUCUGCCAACACUACACAAUGCUACGUACAUGGAGAUGAAGAGUUACACAGAAAGCAAUAUGGCUGACACGCAUGAGCUCAUUGAGGCAUUUUACGGCCAGAAACUUCAAGAAGUUGAAGAGAUAAUUGAGAGUAACAAAGAGAGUCUACUUGGUACACUGACCGUUAAAUGCUACUACAACGAUGUCACAAACCAUCUGUGCAUCAUGCUAGUCAAUGCUAAGAAUAUCACGCCUAAGGAUAGAUCAGGCAUGAGUGACCCAUAUGUCAUCCUAGAGCUGCAACCAUCAUUUGUGUUCCCCAAAAGCUCACCAAGAAAGAGCAAAAUUGUCAAGGAAACAGUCCAUCCUCUCUUUGAUGAAACAUUUGAAUUCCCUGUCACCAAAGACCAGUGUAAGAACCGAGGUGCCUGCCUCCAUUUGAUCAUGUAUGACCAUGACGUCAUCGGUUCAGAUGACUUGGAGGGAGAGACAUUUCUAUCCCUGCAGGACAUUCCAGGAGUCAAGCAGGCAUUUGAAAGCAGUUAUGCUGCUGUGAAAGCUGUACCACUACCACUAAGGCUACCAGAAAAGAACAACAACACUCCAUUCCUCCUGAGCACAUUGAAGCAGCGCCCAACAGACCGGGUAGCCCAGGAAUUUGCCAAGAAGCGAGCACAGCUCCUCAAGAGAGCCAAGGUAGCUCCUUGAUGUAGACACAUCUAGAUCUGCAGCUUGGACAUUGGAAGCAAUGACCACCUGUCCAUUGGUAGUCACAUUGACAAGCUGUGGCUGUUGGUUUACUCCUGCCAUAUGUCCUUAUUGUAGUCAACAUGUAAGACAGGUUGACAGUUUAGUCUCCCUGUCUACAUCUGACCACAGAGCAAUGACAUUAUGUUGUUUGCUAUUAUGACGUGACUACCUACGGUAUUCAUGAGGGUCAGCAAUCCUUCUAUGUGUUCAAAGUCGCCAACCUGUGAGCUAUGGACAAAGUCUCUAGAUUGAUGUGUGCUGUUAUGUUCAUGCCUUUUCAGAGUUGCCAUAUUUUUAAAUGAUUCCCUGAUAUUGCCGUGGGAUUUGUUAAAGAGGUGCCUGCAGAAUUAGUUAUUUAACUAUUGUGUUGGUCAAGACUUAAGAUGUGGAGCUAACAGAGCUUAAACAAUAUCAAUCACUUUCGGAAUACUUCUUAAUUAAUUUAAGACACUCUAAGAGAAAAAUAAAAAAUAAAAAAAGCACUCCAGAGUGCCAAUGGAAAACAGUUCUUUGAGAAUGAAGUUGGCUUCUGUGGUCAAAUGAAAAAUAAAUAAUAAAUUGCUCUAAAUAAGUGUAAGAGCUUCUAUACCUUUUGAGCUGAUCAUUGAUAUCAUUGGAAAGGUGGGAUGGCAUUUCCUGUUACUAUUGCAAGGUGCAUUGCUAUUGCAAGGUGCAUUGCUAUUGCAAGGCAGCGUCCUUGCAAAUAUGAACCUCAGAGAACAUGGGCUUGGGUUCUCAAACCACCAGCCCAUUAAUAUAACAAAACUAUUCAUUAAAUUUGUACAAAAUAGUGAUAUAACUUGCAUUUAUGUGGAUUUACAGUGCUCAUUUUGUUACUGGGGCAGAAGCCUCAUGCUAUAAUCAGUUUCAUAAUCAGUUUGACUUCACACAUCUCUGUUUAUAUUUACAUUUUGAUACAAAGUUAUACACACAAUGAAUUCAAACAGUUUAGGUGGCAAUAAACUGAACCAAGGCUGCAGUAUGCAUGCACACACCAAGUGCCUUCUGGACCAAAGGCCCAAUCGAGUAUUGACAUUAUGGUAAAUCACACAUGAACCUGUCUGCGGUGGAGGUCAGAGAAUUUUUAAAAAGAAAUAGCCAAGUUAGGCAUUCCUACUGCAAGCUUUGACAGUUUACACAUUGGGAUGAACACAGUAGAUUUAAUGUCCACAAGACUGGGGUGGGGGUGGGGGGAGGGGGUAUUUUGGUAACGGAAUACAUGUAUGCAGUUCUUUAUGCAGUAAAAAAAAAAGAAAAUGGCUAUUUAUUUGCACAUAAAAUGGAGCAUCAAAAUUACAGUAUAUCAUUGUGCCGUUCAAACUUUUCGCCGUUAUUUAAGAAGAAAGAUUUCUUUAAUUUUGUUGCUACUUAAUUAUUUUACAUGAACAUGGAGGAGUGUUUAGAAUGGUCCAAUCUUGGUGUUUAGGCAUAUGAUUGACUCCACGCAUUAACAGGUGCCUGGCCUUGGUAUGUAUGAGCAGAAGCCACUGCGCUCACACGGAUUCUCCUGGCUAGGGCUCAAAGUACACACUUAUAUUUUAUUCUGAACAUGCACAACCCUAUGUUAUUCUCGCCUGAACGCAAGGUGUACGGCAGCGAUGCAUUGAAGACUACACUUGACUUUCUCUUCGUAACCAUUGAGAAGUGCUUGUACACCGAUUCCCAAGGAGAGGUAUUGUUUAAGAGGUCAAAUGUACCUAUCUACUAUCUUUCUGACAGGGUUUAAACUGAUACGUGAGCAGAAUGGUAUCUGGCCAAUAUAUUUCCUUUAUUUAAUCAUACCUUGUACUUCAUAUAUUGUUUUCUUAUUUGUACCACAUAAUUUCGAAGUGAAGCAGAAAACGAGAUUUUUAAUGGAAGCAUUUCAAAUUCACAGUGUAUGAAUUUUCCAAUGUAUAUAAUCAUAUAAGCAGCUAUUUACGGCAAAGUUAAUGUAGCAUAUACUUUGAGCAAACAGGUUUCCAUACAGAGAAGGAUUUAUAACUAAUUUGUAUAUUUCCCCAAAACUUCUGAAGCUGGUAUAUUUAAUUGGUAGUACCCUGUGGAGUGUGUCAUUUAACGAUAAGAUUUUAAGUUGGUAUAGUUUCAUCUUGUUUGAGAUCUGAUGUUUGAAAACGGAUCACCAUUUCAGCUAGCCUAACAUUGAUAACACUGUAUAGUGUAAAGGUAUGGUGGUCUAGUUUAAAGAAGGGAAAAUUUAGCAGACGGUAAUAACAAUGGAAAGACAAAGCCUUUAUUUCUUUCAAUAUUCCAGCAUUUUCAAAAGUACUUCGGGAAUAAUGGUUACCGCAUUUCUGGGCUAGCCAUUCAUAACGUUAAUAUAUUUUUCUUGUUAAACUAGUAAAGAUGCACUGUGGAGGAUUUAUACCUAUAACAAAAGGUAUGGCCUCUAAAUAUUUGGUGGGCAGGGUCCUACAUAAAACAAAAUCGUUAUCAGUUUGCCUGAUUUUGUUCAAAUGAUGUGGGGUUACCCUUCUGCAAUUUCUGAAUUUGGAACCUUCCCAGAAAAGUUUGGAGGAUUCACUUCAGAAAGUGUUAAGUAUUUACGGACAGCGAAUGUGUUGGUGCAUUUCGUUGAUUAGAAUGGAUAAAAUGAGCCAAGGGAAACAAUUUAUACGACUGUAUAUAUGAUUAUUUAGGACUGUAAAAUGCUCAAAGCCAAGAGUUAAUCAGAAGGAUACAUUUUCUUUAUCAAAUAAACUGUAUUUAACUGAAUGUGGAUUGGGAGCAAUAAAAGCAUUGAUUGUUUGUAAUUCA
Molecule: messenger RNA, 7973 nt
Organism: Patiria miniata (bat star)
Lineage: Eukaryota; Metazoa; Echinodermata; Asteroidea; Valvatida; Asterinidae
Product: protein unc-13 homolog D-like
Exons: 31
Coding region: 1530-5174 (1214 amino acids)
Source: RefSeq, a predicted model, not a curated record